AUGAGAAACAGAGACAGUUGGUUUACCAGGUCAUUUCCUUGUCAAACUUAUUUGACAAAGCAGAGAAUCUCAAGUCCAAAUCAAGAGAAGAAAAAAUAGGAGAAUGAAGAAGACAUUUGUGUGUGAUGAAUCAAUGAUCAUCACUAUUCCCAUUGGGAAUCUGAGGGACCGUGAAGUGAGCCAUGUGAUGCCAGAAAACUUCCGCUGUGUGUUCAAAGAUUCCUUCAAGGUCUUUGUUGUUAAGGGAAAACCUAAACCUCUCGGAGCAGCCCAAGCCAUCACUGGUGUGUUUCUUUGUGCUCUUGGUCUGAUUUUGAGAGACUCGUUCACUAUGAUCUUCACCCUGCCAAGUGUUCUGUUUGUGGUCACUGGUGUGCUGACUUAUGCUGCAGGACAAGCUCCACACAUGCCUGUGGCAAAGCUGUCAUUCUCUCUGGACAUUAUCAGCUUCUUCUGGUCAAUUGGAGCAUUGUCUAUCAGCGUGAUCCACUUGUAUGCCCCAUAUUAUAACACCAGCAAUGUGACGGUGAUGCAAGGAAUCAGUGGAUUGGUAAUGAGUCUGCUGGUUGUUGAAAAUUUAGUAUCCCUAUUCUUGAUCUACUGGCUGAGUAAAGCUGUUUGCAGACAACACUUCAACACUUUGCCCACCAUACUGCUGAAACGCGGUGACUAAAUCUAAUCUUCAUGGAGCUCAACAAACCAAAGACCAAACCAACAAACUAUAUUUGUACAUAAACUCUUAACUUCUCGACUGUAUAAAAUGUGCAUAGCAGCCUGACAGUUUGGUAUGUCACUCAAUAUCUGCAAUGCAAAGCGGUAUUACAUAUGAAUAUAAUGUGUUAGCCAUUACUUGUGUGUUAACUUGCCUGUUAAUAUUGCCUUUUGCAUAACUUUAUAACAGCAGUCACAUCCAUGUAAAGAUUUUUUUAAGCUGUAUAGAGUCUCAACUCCUAGCAGAUGUUAGAUAAUAUGUGAAAACCUGCACUGGUUCUCUAUAUCACUAAUAACUUUAGACUGAUUAUUGAUUGUUAUGAUAGCCUGUUGAUCGGCUGGCUUGAUUGCAUGGCUGUUUAACAAAUACCAAACAUUCAGGAGUUUAGGAGCUUGUUCCGACACAAUUCUUUAAUUUCAUUUAAAAAAAAACUGCAAUGACAUUUAGAUUUGUCUUAAAUUUUCAGCGACACAUUAGGGGUUUUCUGUGAAUUCAAUCUCACCUUGACAGCUGCAAUUUAUGACCAUUAAGACUUGAUUUUAGAUUUUGAUUGUAGUAAGAGUCGGGCUCCUAGUACAAACUUUGAUCUUGAAUGAUUCUACAUUCAGCUUUGGAUUAGUGUGUUAUUCUGGACUGUUCUUAUCUAAAAAUAAAGGUGAGGCUUUUGUUGAGGACUCCUGUGCCCUCAAGCUGACAAGAGUCUGUCACUUUUUAAAUUUUAAUCCAUGUUUUUUUUUGUUUCUUUUGUUUUUGUUUUUUUAAAAAAACUUUUUAUAACCUGUUAUUCGUUCACUUGUGAAACACGUAACUUUGUUUUGAACCUCUAAAUAAAGCAAAUUAAUACAUUU
Messenger RNA from Toxotes jaculatrix (banded archerfish), 1560 nucleotides. RefSeq lists its product as uncharacterized. Bases 104 to 673 code for a protein of 189 amino acids. The record is from RefSeq and is a predicted model, not a curated record. Lineage: Eukaryota; Metazoa; Chordata; Actinopteri; Toxotidae. The transcript is spliced from 7 exons.